UAUCUCCUCAGCUCGAGUCUUCUUGAGAUCUCGAGUCGUUUUUUCGUCUCUAGAAAAGCAGUUCCGCAGCCAUUGUGCAGUGAUUCAACAGGCGACUGUGCAUCAACUUUCAGACGUUGAUCCAGACAUUUGUGACAUGGCGACAACAGAGAGCGAACAAGGUGUGAAUGACGUCAGGAGAGGAGCAGCAGGGUGUUCUGCUAACAGUGUUCUCACCUGGCAAGGAGAAAGAUGUGAGGAGUUCGGGGAAGAGUCCAGCGGGCGAGGCAAAGGUGUGAGGGUGUACAGGUGUGAGGAGUGCAGCAGGCAGUUCAGUCGGCCCAGUAGUCUGAAGAGACACAUGCAGACUCAUCUAGGGGUAAAACCCUACAGGUGCGAGGAAUGCGGCAAGCAGUUCAGUCAGUUGGAUGAUCUGAAGAAGCACAAACGGACGCAUACAGGAGAGAAACCCUACAGGUGUGAGGAGUGCUGCAAGCAGUUCAGUCAGUUGUGUGAUCUGAAGAGACACAAACGGACUCACACAGGAGAGAAACCCUACAGAUGUGAGGAGUGCAGCAUGCAGUUCAGUCAGUUGGGUCAUCUGAAGUCUCACAUGCGGACUCACACAGGGGAAAAACCCUACAAGUGUGAGGAGUGCAGCAGGCAGUUCAGUCAGUUGAGUGAUCUGAAGAAGCACAAACGGACUCAUACAGGAGAAAAACCAUACACGUGUGAGGAGUGCAGCAGGCAGUUCAGUGAGCUGGCUAGUCUGAAGAGACACAUGCGGACUCACACAGGAGAGAAACCCUACAGAUGUGAGGAUUGCAGCAGGCAGUUCAGUGAUCUGCGUAAUCUGAAAAGACACAUGCGUACUCACACAGGUGAGAAACCUUACGGGUGUGAGGAGUGCAGCAGGCCGUUCAGUCAGUUGGGUCAUUUGAAGACUCACAUGAACACCCACAUGAGAAAAAUCCAACAGUAGUAACGCCUUUGGCAUACUGUUUAGGACGACAAGUUUUGUUGUUUAUUGCUUUUGAUGCACAAUGUGAGAACUGUAUUGAUGUUAGGGGAGCAAGCAGGAUGAUUUGUGCACAAGAGUUUUACCAGUGUAGAUAGUGAACCAGAAGACCAUCUAGUGAUGACAUGUUGACGGAGUUGUGUUCUUUUACAUUAAUGUUAGUUCACCUUUAUCCGUUGUAUUUAACACCAGGGUAUUGCGGGAUGUCAAGUCAACGCACAGUGGUCUCAAAUUUAUGAUGAAAAAAAUGCAAUCCGAAGCCUCCCCACCGUCCAUCAAUGUGGCAUCCCUAAACAGUCUGUUUUUAGGUACAACGGAUAUAGGUUACCCCACGAAUAAAGUUGAACUAGCGUCAUUUUGUUUGAGAUGACAUCGCCUAAGUUGUUUGUGACAUCUUAACUAUAUCUUUAAUCAUUGUAGAUUGAAUGCUUUAGUUGAAGCCAAACAUGUGUACGUAGCCUGAUCUGUAUCCUUAUUCUUCAACAGAAAGAGGAGAGAGUUGAUUUAGGACAGUCUUAGUAUGUUGAUUUCUCAUAUUGUAGCUCCAUAUAUAGUUUUGUUGGUUAACAAAGUAGUUCUGUCAUGUCUGUUGGAAGUAAUAACAAUUUAUUUUUCCUUGCACACAUCUUUUGUAUUUCAAUUAUAUUGUUUGCGUUAACUGUUACUAAGUUGUUGUAUUGACAAUUUUCUAUCAGUUUACAAUUCCAGUAUUAAAUCUACAAAAAUUGAAAAAAGACAGGACGGAUACGCCACAAGGAUGAGAGAUAACGAGACUAUGUUGAUUUGAAGAGAAAGAAAUGUUUUCAGCUUGUUGAUUCGUUAACUGUUACAGGUCAUUUCGAUAUAAGGGGUGAAAUAGUCUUAUUAUAGGUUAAAGAUUUAAUAGUUUUAUGGGAUAAUUUGUUUAAUCACGAGGUAGUUCUAGUUAUCGUUGGUUAAAUGUUAUGUAGCCCUAUAUGUUAUUUUGUAAAGUUUUCUAGAGGGUUCACUGAGAUAUUUAUAACUUAUCUUUUACUAAGGAGUUCUCGUAAAGACAGCAGUUGAUAACACUUUUUUCAGGGUCUGAUAUAUUGUACAGUACAUUGUUUUUGUAUUUGUUUUGUUACUUUUCUAUUACAUUGUUAACUUUGUUGUUGUGUUG
Branchiostoma floridae (Florida lancelet) is the source of this 2138-nucleotide messenger RNA. Its product is annotated as zinc finger protein 239-like. The coding region runs from base 137 to 961 and encodes 274 amino acids. Gene Ontology annotation, molecular function: DNA-binding transcription factor activity; RNA polymerase II cis-regulatory region sequence-specific DNA binding. Lineage: Eukaryota; Metazoa; Chordata; Leptocardii; Amphioxiformes; Branchiostomatidae. Gene Ontology annotation, biological process: regulation of transcription by RNA polymerase II. The record is from RefSeq and is a predicted model, not a curated record. The transcript has 3 exons.